Molecule: messenger RNA, 1149 nt
Organism: Adineta ricciae
Lineage: Eukaryota; Metazoa; Rotifera; Eurotatoria; Adinetida; Adinetidae
Source: the annotation of a GenBank genome assembly
AUGGACGCGAAAUUUUCUCGCUUGAAAAACUUUGCUGAUGAAUCGAAUACGAGCUCGAAUAUGACCGCGAGUCACGACAACGCGCAAUCAUGGUCACAAGCGAUCUUUUCAAAAGAUUUAUUUCAAACCAAUGUGAAUCGUGUACAAAGUUUUUUUAAUAAACGUUCCGAAGCGGCAUUAUCGUCGUCAUCAAGUACGGAUGACAUGCAGAAUUUGCUGCAAAAAGGCGAUAAUGAUCCAAUUCUACCGGCACUAAGUCGUAAACAACGUAUUCUUGGUUUUAUGAUGUGCCUGACAAUGGGAAUACUUUGUAUGUGCUUAGCUACAUUGUAUAUUCCAGUAAUUGUACUGAAAGCACGGAAAUUUGCAGUGCUCUUUUCAUUUGGAAGUUUAUUUUUUCUGUCGAGUUUUUCUAUGUUAUGGGGACCAACAAACCAUUUCAAGCAUCUGACAAAUGUCGAGCGCCUGCCAUUUUCAAUUACAUAUCUUGUCACACUUUUGGGCACAGUCUAUUAUUCUGUUUGGGUUAAAAGUUAUUUCUUCACAAUUAUCUUCGCCAUUCUUCAAAUUGGUGCUCUCGUUUGGUAUAUCGUGUCAUACAUUCCUGGUGGUGCACAUGAUAUGCUCAUUCAAUCGUGCCUACAAAGAACAAUUUCCAGUAGUCAUUUGAUUAUUUCUAUACGAACGUUUAAACGAUUUGGAGAAUACGUGAAGAAUUACGGCCACGAACCAAAAUAUUACCAAGGAGGUUAUCUUCCACGAGCAUCUCAUCUAAAAGAUCCACCGGAUUAUCUACCACCGUUUAUCGAUCCAAAUGAAUGGAGUUUAGAAGCAUCGACAUUUGGACAGAAUGAUUAUAUUGAUAUUCUUGGUGAUGAGAAUGUCGAACAUUGGCAGUUAGUUCGUAACGCUCCAUUUUGGUUACGUGGUUUUCAAGGGAAUGAAUUACAACAUUUACUUCGUCGACUGAAAUUGCAAGGAAAGUAUUUAGAAGAAAAUCAACCUCAACGAUAUUCCGAUUUGAUCACUCGAAUACGAUACCUCAUGUUUAAAAUUAAUUUUAAACAUUAUAAACGUCCAUGGCUAAUACGUCCAGUUGUUGGUCCUGAUGAACCUUUACCUGACUACUAUGAUCCACGAUCUAGUUGA